Messenger RNA from Eremothecium gossypii ATCC 10895, 1473 nucleotides. RefSeq names its product Tex1p (gene TEX1). The record is from RefSeq and is marked provisional. Gene Ontology annotation, cellular component: THO complex part of transcription export complex. The coding region runs from base 1 to 1473 and encodes 490 amino acids. The transcript has a single exon. Gene Ontology annotation, biological process: mRNA export from nucleus. Lineage: Eukaryota; Fungi; Ascomycota; Saccharomycetes; Saccharomycetales; Saccharomycetaceae. Gene Ontology annotation, molecular function: protein binding.
AUGCACUUGAAUGUCGAACCCACACCAAGAAAUCACCAUAAUCAAACAGUACCCUCUUCGAUGGAAGGCGGAUCAAAAUCCAGCAGUGCUGGCCCCAGCCAGGCCGAAUCCCUCACUCCUGAGAGGGCUAGCAAGCUUUACAAAAGAUUCUUUAAUGUAUGGAAACAGCGAGCGGUGAGGAUCCGCGACGACCAUUUCCACCGGAUGGAACAUCCUUCUAGGUUAGAAAGGCGACCAACCGUCAAUAAUCGAGUAAUUGCAUUGGCAAGUAACUCUGUGGGGUCACUUGCGACAUGGGCGAGGACAGACGGAAGUAUUACUGUAAUGAACGUCGCAACAGAAAGAUACAGUUUUACGAUUAAGGAAGCGCAAGGUGUAGGAAAGUUAUGUCUGUCGAUUGCAUGGAAUCCAGUAGAAGCCGACCAGUUUGUCACUGUUGGCACUUCGACAUCUGUUAAACUGUGGAACGCUUCGGAUAGUAAAAACCCAUUAUUAAAAACUCUAGUCACUGGGUCAAGAAUUAAGAACUAUAAAUGCUUAUUUGAUCCCCUAGGGCAGUGGUUGCUCGUUCUGACGAAGGCUAGUGAAAUCUACUUGUAUGCUGCUACCGAAGGCUACCGAUUGCACUCGAUAUCCAAGAUUCAACCUGAACAUGAAGCUGGCGCGGGGAGUUGUGAUACUGUGGAGUCAGUGGCGUGGCUAAAUGAUGGCCAGCAUAUUAUACUAGGUUUUAAGCUUGGGUCUAUAAAAAUAUUUAAACUGGGAGAUGCUGGGUUUGAAAUUCGGAAUACAAUGUUUGGUCAUUUGAAAACCAUAACUUCGCUUGCAGUUGAUCCAUGGGGUCUUUAUUUUGUCGCAGGCUCUGAGGAUGGCUCCUGUUCUCUUUGGUCGCUCAAAGAUUUUACAUGCAAAACAGUACAUUCCGAGCCUGAGGGUGUCGUAGAGAGCGUGAGCAUUUCAGAUGACGGAUUUGUUUUGGCAGUGGGAUCACGGAUGUCAUCUAGAGAGCAGAGUAAGUUCUCAUUUCGUUCACUUCUAGGUCAGGAGAACAUGUAUGAGAUUUCCUUCAAUAGCAAUGCCAAUUCGCUAGUGCACUUUAUCCCAGAGACCAUGAAAGUACUCUUUACGGAGGAAAGAGAUAUCGUCACAAUACUAAAGUCAACCUGCAGUUCAAUAUUAUAUACCAGCGAAGAGUCGGAGAAGAUGGAAGCGGGUUUGGCUGCCACAUCCAACGUUAAGAGGAUGAUUGCUGCCAGGGAUGAAGAGCGUAAGUCAUCCAAGAAGCGCAGAGCAGAUAAACUGAGGACGGUGGAAAGGAGUAAGGAACCUAGCAUACGAAGCAAGCUGGAUGAGGGUGGCCGGCAGCACCGUCGGAUAGAAGAAAGAUCUCUUCGGAGAGAAGAAGACUUGCGCGGCCGCGGGGAAGCAGUCGGGCGCUACGGACGUGAUGAGUAUGUACCAAAGAGGUUUUAG